ACCUGCCCGCCUCACAGGCGGUUCCGCCGGCCUCCGGGCGCGGGCCGAGGCCUGCCCGCUUGCUCAGGGAGGAGCCAACAGCAUCUGAGGCGGCGGCCAAGGCCUUCACCCGGGAGGCGCUGCCUGAGGCGGAGCGGGCCGUCACAAAGCGGCCGCGUCAUUAGGACAAUAGCCUCUCGCUGGGUUCUGCCUCAGUCCCUUUGGCUGCCGCCGCCGCUGCCGCCGCCUCCUGCUGGGUGUGUGAUUGUGAGGCGCAAAGGCGAAGCGGGAAAGGAAUUUCUCCCUCAGUCGACAUGAGGACACCGCCUCCGCUGCUGCUGGGGCUGGGCUUGCUGCUCCGGGGACUGGGCGCAGCGGGAGAGGGACUCGGUGAGCGGCAGCACUACGGCAGCGACGGCGAGCAUCGGCCGGACUAUGACCGGGAGGCGCUGCUGGGGGGCCAGGAAGAAGUGGAAGAGUUUGCCAAGCUGAGUCCAGAUGAGCAACAGAAAAGACUGAAAGGUAUUAUAAAGAAGAUUGACACGGAUGCUGAUGGCUUCCUCACAGAAGCUGAGCUAAGUUGGUGGAUCCAGCAGUCUUUUAAGCAUUACGUUGUAGAAGAUGCAAAGAAACAAUUUGGUGAAUAUGACAAAGAUGGUGAUGGACAUGUAUCCUGGGAAGAAUACAAUAUUCAGAUGUAUGAUCGUGUAAUAGACUUUGAUGAUGAUACUACUUUGGAAGAUGCUGAAGAAGAAUCUUUUCGGCAGCUCCAUUUAAAGGACAAGAAGAGGUUUGAAAAGGCUAAUAGGGAUGGAACUUCUGGCCUGAAUCUAGAUGAAUUCAUUGCAUUUGAACAUCCUGAGGAAGCAGAAUACAUGAAGGAGUUUGUAAUUCAGGAGGCUUUGGAAGAACAUGAUAAAAAUGGUGAUGGAUUUGUGAGUCUUGAAGAGUUUCUUGGUGACUACAGAAGAGAUCCAACUGCCAGUGAAGACCCAGAAUGGAUACUCGUUGAGAAGGAUCGAUUUGCAAAUGAUUAUGACAAGGAUAAAGAUGGAACACUCGACUCUAAAGAGUUAUUAAGCUGGGUAGUACCUAAUAACGAAGGUAUUGCUCAUGAAGAGUGUAAAGAAUUCACUGUUCAUUCUGGAUAUGAUGCACUUCUACAGCGACUGCUGGAUGGGAGGAAGAUGUGCAAAGAUGUGGAGGACCUCAUCAAACAAAGGGCCCAAGCAGAAGAACGUUAUGGGAAGGAGCUGAUUCAAAUUGCUCGGAAAGCGGGAGGCCAAACAGAAAUCAACACUCUGAAGGCUUCGUUUGAAAUCCUAAAACAACAAAUUGAAAGUGUUGGGAACUCUCACAUCCAACUGGCAAUAAUGCUGAAGGAUGAACUGAAGGGCCUGGAAGAAUUCAGAGAAAGACAGAAGGAACAAAGGAAAAAGUAUGACAGCACAAUGGACCGAGUACACAAGAACAAGCUCACAAUGUACAAGAAGACCAUGGAGUCAAAGAAGUCUUAUGAGCAGAAGUGCAAAGAUGCCGAUGAGGCAGAACAGGCCUUUGAGAGGAUAAGUGCCGUGGGCAACCCGAAGCAAACAGAAAAGAGCCAGACCAAAGCAAAGCAAUGCAAAGAGGCAGCAAAUGAAGCAGAAAGGGUGUACAAACAGAACAUAGAAAUGCUGGAUCAGGCCAGGACUACCUGGGAGCAGGAACAUAUUGGCACUUGUGAGGCUUUUCAGCUCCAGGAAUACGACCGGAUCACCAUCCUCCGGAAUUCCCUGUGGGUCCAUUGUAAUCAGCUCUCCAUGCAGUGUGUGAAGGAUGAUGAGCUGUAUGAAGAGGUUCGACUGAGCCUGGAGAACUGCAACGUAGACUCGGAUAUGGAUUACUUUGUUCAGAAUAAAAUGACCGGGUUGGAGCCGCCAGCUGCAAUUGGCUACGAGAACUAUUAUGAAAGAGCAGUCGUGGCGAAAACCUGCAGCAGUCCGGUCCAAACAUGCGGGAUGAUGAAAAGAUUCUCUGGAUUGCUCCACGGAAACAAUCGAAACACCACAGACAGUAUUAUUCCUACAGCACCCCCAGCUGUAGAAAAACCAGAUGGCGUUUACGCAGCAAUCCAUGUGGCCCAAGAUGAUGAUGAUGUUGCCACAUCCCAGGACUACAGAGUGCUCUACGAUUACACAGCACAGAAUGAGGACGAACUGGAUAUUCAAGCAGGUGAUGUUAUAACCAUUGUUGAAGUGGGCAAUGAUGGCUGGUGGACUGCAGAACAGAAUGGAAAGCAAGGGUUUGUGCCUGGGUCCUACCUGGAGAAACUUUGAUGAGAACACCACCCUGGAACAUUUUGAUUUUUCCUUCUCCCUCCUCUAGAAAUGUCUAAACGAAAUUAACAUUUUCACUCCCUGUAAAACCUAUUAAAAUGAAGGCCUAUGGUAGACCACUUAACUUUA
This is a messenger RNA of Rhineura floridana, 2426 nucleotides long. RefSeq names its product reticulocalbin 2 (gene RCN2). The record is from RefSeq and is a predicted model, not a curated record. The transcript has 20 exons. Gene Ontology annotation, biological process: actin filament polymerization. Lineage: Eukaryota; Metazoa; Chordata; Lepidosauria; Squamata; Rhineuridae. Gene Ontology annotation, molecular function: calcium ion binding; actin filament binding. Bases 294 to 2297 code for a protein of 667 amino acids. Gene Ontology annotation, cellular component: endoplasmic reticulum; cytoplasm; actin filament.